AUGACUGAGUUUUCGAAAGCAAAGAAAAUAAAGCUUGAACAAAUAUACACUGUAACAGAACGAGAUCUACAAACAGCUCAUGAGCUUAUUCAAAAAUUACAUGAAAAAUGUAGAGAAAAAGGAAAAAAACGAAAAGCAGCAUCGAUUAGAAGAUCUGAAUAUACACAUAAGCCUUCAGAGAUAACUAUUUCAUCAUGGAAAACGAAUGAUUGGGAUUACAAAAAAAGAGAAGUUCUCACUCCUGCUAGGGGUCUGUUCACGAGACAGACGGAUGAACAUCGAUAUGAAAUUGUUAUCCGUGGAUAUGAUAAAUUUUUCAAUAUUGGAGAAGUAGAAAAAACAAAAUGGGAGUCUAUUAUCGCAAACACAGAAAGUCCUUACGAAAUUACUGCAAAAGAAAAUGGUUGUAUCAUUUUUAUUGGUGGACUUCCCAAUGACAAUAUAUUAGUUACCAGUAAACAUUCAAUGGGUGAACUUCAGAAUGUAGUAAUUGCACAUGCUCAGAAGGGCGAAGAAUGGCUUGACAAACAUUUGAAUCAAGUGGGAAAAAGCAAGCAAGAUCUAGCAAGAUUUUUAUACACAAAUAAAUUAACCGCAGUAGCUGAACUUUGUGAUGAUUCUUUUGAGGAACACGUGUUGCCAUAUACUUCUGAACGUAGUGGUCUAUAUCUGCAUGGAUUAAAUUAUAAUACUGCCGAUUUGAAAACUUGCCCUAGUGAAUAUGUCAGUGAAUUUGCAAAAGAAUGGGGCUUUAUCCCGAUAAUAUAUUAUAUCAAAAAUAACGCGAACGAAGUUAAAGAAUUUACCGACAAGGUUAAACAAGAUGGUGUAUUAAAUGGAAGACCAAUUGAGGGAUUCGUAGUACGAACAAAGAUAAAGUAUACCGAUCAAGAUUUUUUCUUCAAAGUCAAAUACGAAGAACCUUAUCUCAUGUAUCGUGAGUGGAGGGAGAUCACCAAAACUCUUUUAAAUAAAAAAGAACCUAGAUUUACUUAUCCCACCAGUAAAUACUAUAUUAGUUGGACGAAAGAGAAAAUUCGAACAGAACCAGAUCUUUUCAAAGAAUAUCAACAUAAUCAUGGGAUUAUUCAUGUAAGAAAUCUAUUUUUAGAACAUUUGAAUAAAGAAGGCAUGUCUCAAGAUAUACCAGAAAGACGCGAACUGUUUAGGAAAACUUUGUUAGUACCUGUUGCGACAAUCGGAUGUGGCAAAACAACGAUUGCACUCGCACUUGCAUCAUUGUUCAACUUUGGUCAUAUACAAAAUGAUAAUAUAACUGCUAAGAACACACGUUCAGAAUUUCACAACAGUAUUUUAAAGGAAUUUGAAAACAAAGAUGUUGUGAUCGCAGAUCGAAAUAAUCAUCUUCGACAACUUCGCCAAACUUUGACAGAUUUCAUCACGAAUCACGAUCCAAAUAUUCGUAUUAUCGCGCUUUAUUGUAAUCAUAGUACUAAUCUUGACGAGAUCUUCCAAAUAACUUCACAACGUGUUGCACUACGUGGAGAAAAUCAUCAGUCGCUUACUCCUGAUAACCCCCAAUAUAAAAGUGUUAUUCGGGGGUUUUUGGAUACGUUUGAGCCUCUGGAUUCCAAUAAUGGCGUUGAUCAUUAUUUUAAUCAUGUCAUUGAUUUAGAUAUUAAUAAUGACGUUAGGACCAAUCUUCUAUUUAUUAUCGAAGAAUUGCGUUCAAUACUUGGUAUAGAAAAGCCGGACGAAUCACACAUUGAUGCAGCUAUCGAACUUGCAAUGAAUUAUAAACCCAACAUACGCAAAAUUGUUAAUCGCAAAGGUUCCAAUCGAAAGAAUUCCGCUAAACAGCCUAGGCCUUGUUAUUAUGGGAUCGCGUUUGACUAUGAUUUUAAUAAUUUCUUGAGAAAAUAUUUUCACGAUCAUCCAAAUGUGGACCAUACAACAUUCAUGACAUUAACACAAAAAAACCGGUUUAGACCUGAACAUCAUGUUACUCUUGUUCAUAUUGUGGAUUUUUCCUCUAAAGAGUGCAAAGUAUUGUGGAAGGAAUACGAAGAGAUGUGCGAAGGAGAACUUCCGCAGGUGCAAGUGUUUUUUGAUAAGCUAGUUUUCGAUUCACGCAUUAUGGCACUUGUUGUCAAGAAAAUUGAACCUCCAUCUGUUAAAAGCAUGAACAAAGUGCCGCAUGUCACUAUUGGUACGAUCGAUAGUUCAGUUAAGCCUCGAGAGACAAAUGCAAUGUUAGAAAGCGUUUUUGAUUAUAUGUUACAAGGAAAAAUCAAGAAAAAAGGGGAGGAUGUAAAAGUUAUUUCUUUGGAUUCUGAUUUAAUAAUUACAGGACGGGUUCAACCUUACUAUAAUUGA
Racocetra persica is the source of this 2337-nucleotide messenger RNA. Lineage: Eukaryota; Fungi; Glomeromycota; Glomeromycetes; Diversisporales; Gigasporaceae. The record is from the annotation of a GenBank genome assembly.